Molecule: messenger RNA, 822 nt
Organism: Schistocerca americana (American grasshopper)
Lineage: Eukaryota; Metazoa; Arthropoda; Insecta; Orthoptera; Acrididae
Product: glutamate dehydrogenase, mitochondrial-like
Exons: 5
Coding region: 1-642 (213 amino acids)
Biological process (GO): L-glutamate catabolic process
Cellular component (GO): mitochondrion
Molecular function (GO): L-glutamate dehydrogenase (NAD+) activity
Source: RefSeq, a predicted model, not a curated record
AUGUUCAAGCGUUUGUUGCAGGAUCUUGUCGAAUAUUUGGAAGAGCACGGUACAAUUAAAGGUUAUCCAAAUGCACAAGCAGCUGAAAAUGUUGCAUUCAAAGAUUGUGAUAUUCUUGUGCUUGCAGCAAUAGAGAAGUGUAUUACGUGUAAAAAUGCCAAUGAAAUUAGAGCUAAGAUUGUAGCUGAGGGUGCUAAUGGGCCAGUUACACCAGCUGCAGACAAAAUAUUACAAGACCGCAAAAUUUUAGUUCUUCCAGACAUAUUUUGCAGCGCUGGUGGUGUAACUGUAUCAUAUUUUGAAUUUCUGAAGAAUAUUAACCAUGUUUCAUUUGGGAGGCUGCAUUUUAAAUAUGAAACAGAUUCCUAUAUCAGCUUAAUGCAGUCAGUAGAGCUGUCUUUAAGAAAAUGUAAGAUUGACUGUGAGAUAAAUCCAACAGAAACAUUCAGGAAAAGACUGUGUGAACCUUCUGAGAAGGAUAUAGUUGAUGCUGGCUUGAGAUACACAAUAGAACGAGCUGGUGUUGAAACACUUCGUACAGCAAGUGAACUACAAUUGUGCUUAGACCUGAGAACAGCAGCAUACUGCAAUGCUAUUGAAAAGAUAUUCAGAACUUAUGAUAAUGCUGGGUUGGCUAUGUAAGCCCCUCAGCUACAUGUCAGUUCCUGGGUGUCACAAGGUUAGUGAGCGACUCGUAGACUUCACCGCUAUACAAUAUAUGGAUGAGUAAAUAAGAGUUGAUGUCUACGGGGUCUUUUUUAAAAGGUUUAAUAUUGAAUGAAGCCUUUUUUGCAAGACUUUUUUGUAUUUGACACACUUCAA